This is a messenger RNA of Coccinella septempunctata (seven-spotted ladybird), 1730 nucleotides long. RefSeq lists its product as uncharacterized. The transcript is spliced from 3 exons. The coding region runs from base 462 to 1730 and encodes 422 amino acids. NCBI's taxonomy places the organism in Eukaryota, Metazoa, Arthropoda, Insecta, Coleoptera, Coccinellidae. The record is from RefSeq and is a predicted model, not a curated record.
GAGGUAGAAAUCUUUAAACACCUUAAGAACACAGAAUACAGGACACUAAAUGCGAUGUUGACCAACAACGUGAAAGACACAUAUAAAAUCUUAUAUUGAUUCCCCCGGGGGACGCCACUGUAUCGUCGAGAAAAUUGAACACUUGAGUUAACCUUGGCUGGAAGAAGAAGAUUUUGUCAGCACGAACGUCAGCUUGUUUGUGUUUUGUUUUGUUUGUCUUUUCUUGUGUUUUGGGGUCCCAUAUUAUUAUGCCUUUUGACCGUAUAUAUUUUAUUUUUAUUUUUGUUUUGUGACUUUUCUGAUUGAUGUUUAUCAUAUGACAAUGGAACCUUUAAAUCAAUCCUUGGUUUGAUAAUGGCGCAAGCCGAAACAUGUAACCGGAUGAUUUGAAUACAAGGUUCCACCACUGAAGUGCUUUAUAGACUUUUUUCUUUUUUCCUCUUCAUACCCAGCACUUCAAAAUGGGAUUUUAUGAGAUUAUGUUAACGGCGAGUCUGGCCUUACUUUCCCGAACAUAUGGUAGGUUAUCAUUGAAGUCACAAAGGUUCAUGGGUCACAUCGAGUUCUGUAGGACAUGUCUGAGGGAGGACUUGACACCAACAUGGUUAAAGAUCAGAUUUAGGAGAGACGAUAGGGUUGCACAACAUCAAAUCCACCUGCUAAAAAGAAAACUACUUAAGUGGGAGAUUAGGAAAUGGUACAGCCGACUCUACACAAAUAAUAAGAAACUGAGUAUAGUUACGGGGAUACUUAGAGAUAAGAUGACGGAGAGAGCUUUCAACAAUUUAAUUCAUCACAACAAGUCAAAACUUCACAGUCUCAAACUUAAAAGUACUAGAAUCCAACGACAAAAAAUUGAUAAGUUGUCAAAGCAGGACAUGUCUCAAAGCUCAAGUGUUUUUCUUAAGAAUGGAAUAAAGUUCAAAGAGCCAAUACUCAACUUGUCAGAUACGACGUUCAACGAAUCAGAAACCAAACUGUUGAGCUUGGGUUUAAAAUUCUCCUUCUCAAAUUAUAAUAAGUCAAUGAUCACCGAAAAACUGGUCGUCGCAGUUGAGACUUUCCUGAAAUCCAACAGAGUGAUUAAUCCUCAUAUAAUUCGUAGUCAUAUUAUUUCAAUCUUAGACAAAUUCAAGAAGUCCAGAAUCAGGACACCAAAAUAUAUAGUUGAUCUUAAACGGAAUCUCACAGCUAUCUCUAAAAAGAUUAAGGACAAUAACUUGUUUUUCUCCAAAGCAGACAAGGGUGAUUGUUUAGUAGUUCUAAAUAAGACUGCAUAUAUCAACAAAGUUCAUGAUUUCCUUUCCAACAACGGUUUCAACAAGACAACGAGGUCAAAUGUUAACAAAUACAACGCUAAGUUUAAGAAUAAACUUUCAUCCCUUGGUCCAUUGCUGUGCAACAACUGGAGGUCACUUAUGCCUAUGUCAUUCACCACCCCUGGACUGUAUGGUCUUCCGAAAAUCCAUAAAGAAGGCAUCCCUAUCAGACCGGUGGUUUCGUUCUGUGGCAGUCUAGCCUAUAAACUGUCAAAACAUCUGAAUAAGCUUCUAAUGUCUGCCAUCAAUUUCAAGUCGGAAUUCAGCGUUGAUAACUCUUUGGAUCUAAUUAGUAAAAUUAAGGAUUUACGAAUCCCAAACAACACUAUACUGGCUUCUUUUGAUAAUUAUGCCUUCAACAAAACUUUUUCAACUUUGAAGGAGAAAUUUUUACACAAAGGGAAGGCUUGA